Silurus meridionalis is the source of this 1396-nucleotide messenger RNA. Its product is annotated as sulfotransferase 6B1-like. The transcript has 7 exons. NCBI's taxonomy places the organism in Eukaryota, Metazoa, Chordata, Actinopteri, Siluriformes, Siluridae. Bases 1 to 939 code for a protein of 312 amino acids. The record is from RefSeq and is a predicted model, not a curated record. Gene Ontology annotation, cellular component: cytoplasm. Gene Ontology annotation, molecular function: sulfotransferase activity. Gene Ontology annotation, biological process: sulfation.
AUGCAGAAAGUGGAGACAGUGGAAGAGCAGAGAACAAGCAUGAACUCUUUCACAACCAGGUUCCAGUCUAAAAUAGAGAUGGCUAAGAGCAUGAGGGAAGAGGAGAAACUCUACAGGUAUAAUGGUGUACUCUAUCCAGUGAUCAUAAGCCCAGAGGAGAACCUCAGAGCCUUGGAGACUGUAGAGGCACGGAGUGAUGAUAUUUUGCUGGUGGCUUAUCCAAAAUGUGGGUUUAACUGGAUGGUCACAAUUCUGCGCAAAAUCAUUACAGCCAGCACUGGGGAGAAAGUAGAAUCCAAAAUCCCACCCCUCCUGGAAUUCUUUGGACCAGAAAUGCUGCAGUUACUUCACGAGGCCCCAUCUCCAAGAUUACUGGGAACCCACAUGCAUCCCGAUAACAUUCCACCUUCUUUCUAUCAAAAGAAAACAAAGAUGCUGGUCAUUUUCCGCAACCCAAAGGACACAUCGGUCUCAUUUUAUCACUUUUCAAAAAAGAAUCCUAUUUUGCCAACUGUUGAACCCUGGGACCAAUUCUUCAUUGAUUUUAUAGGUGGUGAAGUUCCAUGGGGCUCGUACUUUGACCAUGCUCUUGCCUGGGAAAAACAGAUGAAUGACAUAAACGUCAUGAUCAUCACAUUUGAAGAACUCAAGCAGGACCUCAAGGGAAGUAUUCAAAUGGUGGCAGAGUUUUUUGGCUUUAAAUUGACUGAUGCUCAGAUCCAAACAAUUGCAGAGGAAAGCACAUUUGAUGCCAUGAAAAAAGGCUCCAAAGAUUCUCAUGGCCAGAUGGGAAAUGUCUUUUUCAGAAAAGGUGAAAUUGGAGACUGGAGAAACCAUUUCAGUCAGGCCCAGAGUGAACAAAUGAAUGCUACAUUUGAGAAGCACCUUGGAGGGACAAAUCUUGGAGCCAGACUAAAUUAUGAUGUGUAUUGCAAGUGAAGAAGAGACAUCAAGCACUGGUUUGCAACAGGGGAUAUCUCAGGGAAUGGGAGAACUUGACCUAUUUAAUUUCUUGUAUAUUGAUUACAUUGGGAAAAAAAAAAUAGAACAGGUUAAUAGAUGAAUAUAUACACUGUAUAGUCAAAAAAACUAUGUGGACACUUACAGCCAUUUGCUUACCUGCUUCUUCAAACCAGCACUGCAUAUCCAUUGUACUUCAUAAUGUUAUCAGCAGUCAUCAUCAUUCUGUACUUUGACAAACAAAAACAGGUACCAUAAAUAGUACUAUGUUCAUGUUGUCUUCAUGUUGUGUUAAUGUUGAGAAUUGUUCAAUGUAGCGAUGCUCUUCUGAAGGCAGAAAUCACCCAAAAUGGUCAUUAUUAAUGCAACAUUUAGUCUUAAAAUAUGUUGACUCUAGAUGGCGAACUGCACAAAAGUCCGAAAGUGGCACCCAGGA